CAUAAAAAGGCGGUUCCACCAGCGAGAUGGAGGAAGGAGGUCACUGACGAGAUUUCCAUUAGCUAAAGACGUUUCCAAAGCUGUUUCCUCUCCCUCGCUUCCACCUCCUCCUCCUUCUUCUCAGCCCUCCUUCACACAUUUUUACCAUCCACUGCCCGGCAUUUCCCCUGUUCACUCUCUCCUACUCCUCAGACUGAGCCUGAUGGAUUUGCAGCUUCUUCUGUUGUCUGUUCUCCACAAUGGAUGAGUGUAGUGGCAUUUGCUGAGAGAGGGGUGACUCGAGGACACUUGACUUUGGGGGAACAGCUCAUUGUAGCUCUGCUGCCUUUCAGUGUAGCGGUGAAAAGGAUGCUCACGUAUUAGAGGAAGUGACAGAUAACGCAGCAGACAUGGACCAUCUGAACAGAAACCAGCAUGGCCGCCAGACUCAUCAGGUGCUACAGAGCACACCGCUGGACCUGAUUGAGACAGGAAAAGGGCUGAAGGUCCAGGCAGAGCGCCCCCAUUUGGUCAGUCUCGGGAGUGGCCGUCUUAGCACAGCCAUCACACUGCUGCCCCUGCCUGAAGGAAAGACAACUUUGGGCCAUGGAGCUAUGGACAUAAACAUCCACGGACCUGGAGUUGCUGCCCAGCACUGCUACAUUGAGAAUAAGGCUGGCGUGAUCACACUGCACCCCUGUGGGAACCAGUGCAGCAUGGAUGGACUUCCAGUCACCAAGCCUGUACGCCUGUCUCAAGGUUGUAUGCUGUGUUUUGGCCAGUCGUCCUUUUUCCGCUUCAAUCACCCCGAGGAGGCGUUCAGGAUGAAGAGCAUGAGGACGGAGGGACAGCACACAUCUAGCAUGAUGAUUAGAGUCCAUACAGACUCUGAGAGCCUGGUCAAUGGGAACCACCAGUCAGAAGCACCUGAGUCUCACCCAGUCCCCAAAGAGAGAGUGCAACCUGAGCACAGUGCAAUUGUUAGUUCCAUUGAGAAGGACCUUCAGGACAUUAUGGACUCCUUAGUCAUGGAUGAUGCCCAGGCUUCCUCCUCCUCCGAGCCUAAGAAGCCUUCUGGGCCCCCCGCUGCCCAGUCCCCGCUUUCCCCACUGUUAAACGGAGGUGGCCGCUACCUCCUCUCUCCCCCCACGAGCCCUGGUGCUAUGUCUGUGGGCUCAAGCUAUGAGAAUACCUCUCCACCCUUCUCUCCUCUCUCCUCACCCUCAGCUGCCAGCAGUGGCAGCUUCACCAGUCCUUCGCCCAGUGGUUGUCCGGACCAGAUUUCCUCUCUGCCUCCUGUGCCAGUCAGGUCCUCCAGUUACAAUUACACCAGCCAGCCACCUGUACCUCAGCCUAGGACCAUGUUGCCCAACCACAGUGGAAGUCAGAAGGUUCCAGAGAGUCCUCGGCUCCAGAGGAGGGCUCUUCUGGAAGCUCCUCCAAGCCCAAAGCCCACCCGUAGGGGUCUGAGUCAGGAUAACCUAGUAGGAAAGGCUCCGGAUAGCCCCAGACUGCCCCCUCCUUUGCCUUCAGUCGCCAUAUCUGCUGUAUCCAAUGAUGUCCUAUCUCUUGGUAGGAUAGUGGUACCUGGUAGCCCCAAACUUACCCCCAAAUUCACCACCACAUCUCCCUGCUCCUCUCCGUCAAGUCCCAGGUUAAAGAUGGCCAACAAUCUUCAAGAUCGCCCAUGUAGCCCAUUCUGCGAGCAGCCCCAACUGGACCGCUCGCCCACCUCCAGCCCGUCCCAGCAACUCUCUCCUCCACCUCGAGCCUUCCAGCCUCCCCUGGACCCCAUCGUCCACAUCAUCCAGCCUCAGCCGCAGCCACGCAAUCUUCAGCCUCCAGAAAGUCCUCGGCUGGCCCGAAGGAACUUAGAGGCUGGCUGUGGCAACAGCAUGAGGGAGCUGCCCCCUCUGAGCCCGUCCGUGGCCCGCAGAGGGGUACCUGUGCUGCCUGGGGCUCUCCCGGGAACCCUCCGGACCCCGGAGAGUCCGUCCACCAAAGCAGUUCCAGAUAGUCCUAGGCUCAGACGCAAAGCGGCCUCCCCCACCGAGGAGCUGUUCAGCCCCCGUUUGGUCCGUGCACGCAGCCCCUCGCCCACUUCCUGUCUGUUGGAGGGCAGCAGUGGGCGAAAAGGUAGCUUUGGGAACACCUUGUCUCCAGCUUUCAGUCUGGGCUCUCUGCCCGGUUCUUCGCCCCUGGCCAGCCCCAGGAGCCACAGGAAGAUGUCGGCAGGUCACAGGGACUUCCGCCUGGCCCACCCGGGAAUGAGGGAGCGCAAGAACAGCAUCACAGAGAUCAGCGACAAUGAGGACGAACUGCUGGAGUACCAUCGGCGUCAGCGUGAGGAGCGUCUCCGCGAGCAGGAGAUGGAGAGACUGGAGCGUCAGCGGCUGGAGACCAUCCUGAACCUGUGUGCGGAGUACAACAAGGGAGACGAGCCGACCAUGGGCUUCUCCGGGUUGGUUUCGGGUGAGGCGACAGGCAUCAGGCGACCCUCCAUGGACACGGCUGGCAGCGCCUCGCUGAGGAUGGCGCCCAGGCAGAGGGAGAGCGAUGAGGAAAAUGUGAGAGAGGAGUGCAGCAGCACAGAGAGCACACACCAGGAGGUGAGGACAACACACGCCCUGUCGAACGGAGACAGUGCACAGGUGGAAGACUCUGUGGUGUCCGGGGGUGGGUCCACACUGGAGCUGGGUUAUCUGGAGGAGGAGCGGGUGCGAGUGCUGGCGAGGGUUGAUGAGCUGAAAGCUCGUGUCACAGAGCUGGAACAGCAGCUACAGGAGUCCAAACAGGAGGCGGAGAUGGAGAGGGCUUUACUGCAGGGUGAGAAGCAGGCAGAGCUCGAGCAGAUCGAGGCUGAGACUGAAAUCAUCAAUCAGCUGCAGCACAAACUCAACGAACUGGAGAAUGCCAUCCAGAGGGAGAAAGACAAGGAAAGAGCUAAUGUUGACGCCAAGAGGGAAGCCCUGGAGAGGCUUCAGGACACCUACAAUGAGUUGAAGAGCCAGCUCCAUAACUGCCCUGAGUCUCUAAGGGAGCAGUUACAGGAACAACUCAAAAGGGAAGCAGAGACUCUGGAAGCAGAAACAAAGCAGUUUGAGGACCUUGAGUUCCAGCAGCUGGAGAAGGAGAGUAGUCUGGAAGAGGAGCGCGAGACCAUCUCCCAACAGCUCUUGCAGGAGAGAGCUCAGUACCAGAGCAGUGUGACCAAGCGGAAGGAGAAGGUGGCAGCGUUGGAGAGCCAGGCCAGUCAGCUGGGCCUGCAGGCUGCGCAGGAGUGUGAGAGGCUGGCCAAGGACAGGAGUGUCACCCUGCAGCUGCUUCAGAAGGAGAAGGAGCGUCUAGCUGGUCUGGAGAAGAGAUACCUCAGCCUAACUGGAGGCAGAACUUUCCCUAAAAGCUCCAACACAAUGAAGGAGGAUGUGCUUCGCAUCAGUGACCUGUUAGACGAUGCCCGCUUCCAGAAUCCCCUCUGCCGGCUGGCUGCUCCCUAUUUUUACACUUCCUCCUGCAGUUUGUAUCCCAGCAGGCCUCGGGAGAAUUACGUUACUGUCGGCCAAUUAAACCAGAUCUAUGGGAUGCCAAAGGUGGACUCCUCUCCCACCUCUCCUGCCCUAUCACGUCAGCCUACUUUCACUGAGCCUGCCUUUUCCUGCCUUCCCUCCCCUCAUGGCUCCUCCCUUUCUCUUUCUUUUGAGGCUCAGCCGGAGUGGCUCAGGCCUCAAAUGGCUGGUCUAGAUUUAGAGCGCUGGUAUCAGGAGGUGAUGGAGGCUGGAGACUGCAGCCCGCUCUGCCCCCCUCCUCUACCGGCCAAAGGUCACUCACGCAGGCCUCUGCAGGUGUACCGCUCCAGGCUGGAUAGUGAUGCCAGUCAGUCAUCACUGAGGCAAAAGGUCAACACUGGCCUGUCGCCCACCUACACCACUGCAACACUCGGCCGUAACACUUCGUCCAGGAGCCCUCUGAUGGUGGCUAACAGCACCGGCAGUCUCCCUCGCAACCUAGCAGCCACCCUACAGGACAUCGAGAUAAAGCGGCAGCUGGCCCUACAGCAGAAAGACCACUUGCCUUCAUCAUCCGAGUCCUCCUCCACCGCAGACAGCCCUACAGGGCAGCAAGUGAUAGAGGAGCAGAGGCGGCGUCUGGCUGAGCUGAAGCAGAAGGCUGCAGUGGAGGCUCAGUGCCAGUGGGAGGCGCUGCGGGGCUCGCAGACGCAGCUCAACAGCCCUCAACUGCUGACUGCGCCGCCUCCACUGGUGCACCACUCCAUCCUGCACCACACAGCUCCCUCUGCUGGAGAGCCGGCCUACGACACGCUCAGCCUGGAGAGCUCCGACAGCAUGGACACCAGCGUCUCCACCGGCAACAACUCAGCCUGCUCGCCGGACAACAUGUCCAGUGCCAGCGGGAUGGACGUGCUGAAGAUUGAAGAGAUGGAGAAGAUGUUGAAGGAAGCUCAGCUGGAGAAGGCCAGACUCAUUGAGUCAAGAGAGCGAGAGAGCCUGGCCCGUAAACAGCUGCUGGAGGAGGAGAGAAGGAGGAGGGAGGAGGCGGAGAAGAGGUUGCAGGAGGAGACGGUGCACCGGCAGCAGCUGAUAGAGAGGGAGGUGAAAAUGAGGGCAAAGAACUUCUCGCAGGCUCGACCCAUGACGCGCUACCUGCCCAUCCGCAAAGAGGAGUUUGACCUGCGCUCGCAUGUGGAGUCUUCGGGCCACAAUGUGGAAACCUGCUACCACGUCAUCCUCACCGAGAAGAUGUGCAAGGGCAACCUGGUCAAGAUGGGCGGCAAGAUCAAGUCGUGGAAGAAGCGCUGGUUCGUCUUUGAUCGCCUCAAAAGGACGUUCUCCUACUACAUCGAUAAGCACGAGACCAAGCUGAAAGGAGUCAUCUAUUUCCAGGCCAUCGAGGAGGUUUACUAUGACCAUUUGCGCAGUGCCACAAAGAAAGGAUUUUUCAACCUGAACUUGACAAAUAGCCCCAAUCCUUCCCUGACGUUCUGCGUGAAGACCCACGACAGACUGUACUACAUGGUGGCUCCGUCUGCAGAAGCCAUGAGGAUCUGGAUGGACGUCAUAGUAACAGGAGCAGAGGGCUACACGCAGUUCAUGAACUAAAGAAGGGGCACCCCCAACCCCCCCACCAGAAAAGGUCAAAUCAGAAACAGUUUCGGCAGGGAAACUUCAAAUGACUCAUCCUCCUGUUUACUGGGUCUACUGACUCUUGAUGAGGGGAAAGCCUUUUUAUUUUGUAUUACGUUCUUGUUUUCUUUUCUUUCUUGUUUUUUUUUUUAAUAAGUUGUAUAUUCAGCACGACUGUACAGAUUCACAUUCUCCACAGGUUUUCUGUGUUCGCCUGGAUUUAAAAAGGGAUUCCUAGAAGACAAACCUGAGAAGCAAACUUACACACGGAUGGCUAAGAGAGUCGCUGUGAAAAUGCCUUUUUUGCCACAGCCUAGUAUUCCACAGCUGUUCUUUAAGUAUGCAUAACUGUUUGAUGAGCUUUUUUGUUAAAUUGUUUUUAUGAUUUUCUUUCCCACAUUUGAGAUGUGAUAUUGCCAAAUGACAUUAAGCCAUUGUGGAACGUUUUUUGUAAAAACUGAUUCUGUGGCUUUGACUGACAGAGAAUAAGAGAGGUUAUAAAUAUACAGGUAGUACAUUCUAGAGAUAAUGUCGAAUAUAUCAGUAUAGCAUAAAUGUGAGAUUCCUACCAGAGCUCUAGACAAACAUCCAGUGUCACCGAAACAAAAACCUUCACCAAAGUUCACCAACCAGCUCGCGAAUCCGUCACUUCCUCCAUGUUUAGACCGUCGCCAACAGCUCUUGUUUGCCUGCGUCCAACUUUGUAUGUCUUCGUGUUGCCAGCACAAGCAAACCCUGUGCACACACACAAAAUAAUAUCUCUGAAGCACCACUGCAGUAGAGUCUAUUUGCCAAGUCCUGACAACUUGAUCUUCUGACUUAACCCCUCAAGGAAUUAGCCAUCUUCUCUUCACUGCCACCCGAAGGCCUGGAGGACAAACAACAUAGAACAGAUGAAAGUACUGGACGAAAAACAUGGAAAACGCUUCUGGACAUAAAUGUAAUAAUGCAAAUCAUUCAGUGCCUUGAUAUUUCCCCACGAUUCAUCACUCUGAGUACCGAAGUGAGCGGCUAGCUGGACCACAAAACACCUGAAACACAAAACUGACUUUAAGUGUUAUUUUUAUUUGCAAGAGAUGUAUUGUUGUGAAAGUUCUUAACAGAUGUUUGCACAUGGCAUGUAGUCGGAUCGAU
Molecule: messenger RNA, 6254 nt
Organism: Colossoma macropomum (tambaqui)
Lineage: Eukaryota; Metazoa; Chordata; Actinopteri; Characiformes; Serrasalmidae
Gene: phldb1b
Product: pleckstrin homology-like domain, family B, member 1b
Exons: 26
Coding region: 390-5096 (1568 amino acids)
Biological process (GO): regulation of microtubule cytoskeleton organization
Cellular component (GO): basal cortex
Molecular function (GO): protein binding
Source: RefSeq, a predicted model, not a curated record